Molecule: messenger RNA, 742 nt
Organism: Diabrotica virgifera virgifera (western corn rootworm)
Lineage: Eukaryota; Metazoa; Arthropoda; Insecta; Coleoptera; Chrysomelidae
Product: coenzyme Q-binding protein COQ10 homolog A, mitochondrial-like
Exons: 3
Coding region: 194-697 (167 amino acids)
Biological process (GO): ubiquinone biosynthetic process; cellular respiration
Cellular component (GO): mitochondrion
Molecular function (GO): ubiquinone binding
Source: RefSeq, a predicted model, not a curated record
ACUACGAUUAUCCCAAUCACACAUAGCGAUAAAAAGAUUUUCUUUCGCUAUUAUUUUACAUAAUAUUUAGAUUGUUAAGUAUUAUAGGCUAUGUUUUCUAUUGGGACGUUCUAAACAUUUUAAACAUUUUUGGCUGUAACAGUUUUUUGAGGUCAACUAUGAAGUCAAUCUUGUAAAAACACCGCUUGAAACUAUGGUUCUAAAUUAUUUGUUUAAAAGGAGGCCAGAAUAUAAAGCUAAAAAAUUACUAUGUUUCUCCAAAGAACAAAUGUACGAAGUGGUAUCAGACGUCCAAAACUAUUCAACUUUCUUACCAUUUUGCACCAAAUCAACGAUCCAAAACCAAAAUCCAGAUGAGAUAAGAGUAAAUUUAGAAAUCGGUUUUCCACCAAUAUGCGAAAAUUACACAUCAGUUGUCACAAUGAACAGACCAAAUGUGGUAUUUGCAAGAAGUGCAGAUGGGAGGCUCUUCGAAUACUUGGAAACUGUUUGGCGGUUUAGCUCUGUUCCUGAAGGCGAUCCGAUGACGUGUAUCGUAGAUUUUUCUAUCAGGUUUAAAUUUAAAAAUGCUCUUUACUCCCACGUGGCUUCGAUUUUUUUCGGGAAGUUGGUGAAAAGCAUAGAGAAUGCUUUUAUUUACGAAGCCGCGAGAAGGUACGGGAAGCCUUCUGGUGUCAUAGCUGAUUUACAAGAUUGACUGCACUAGGUUGCCCGAAUAUACAUCAAUAAACCAUUUAAACUA